UACUUCGGGAAGCAAAAGAAAUUCCUCGACAGAGCUGAUCGUUGGUUUCAAUCUCAGGGAAUUAUGGCGCUUAAUUCCCCAACCCGCUGCGCGGCUCCACUGACCCGCUCUGUUCCACCUCGUUUGCCUCUCGCUUUCUUCAAUCGGACCUUCUCCAGACCCGGAUUUUCCACCGAAGUCCCGGCCGCCAGGCUUGUCUCCGUUCGUUGCCAGGCGCCCAGUCCGGACGGCUUCGCGUCCAAGCGCUCAGUGAGUUUGGACGAAUCCGAAGCUUCGAUCGGGUCCUCGGGUUCUUCAUCCGCGUCCUCCGCCAUUGAUUUUCUCACAUUGUGUCACCGUCUCAAGACCACAAAAAGGAAGGGUUGGAUCAAUCAGGGAAUAAAGGGUCCAGAGUCCAUCGCAGAUCACAUGUACCGCAUGGCUUUGAUGUCUUUGAUUGCUGGUGACGUUCCAGGCUUGAAUAGAGAGAGGUGUAUCAAGAUAGCAAUUGUGCAUGACAUCGCAGAAGCUAUUGUUGGAGAUAUAACACCAUCUGAUGGUGUACCGAAAGCAGUAAAGAGCAAAAUGGAGCAAGAAGCAUUGGAUGAAAUGUGUUUAGUUCUCGGUGGAGGGAUUAGGGCUGAAGAGAUCAAAGAACUUUGGUCAGAGUAUGAAAAUAAUUCGUCCAUAGAGGCUAAUCUUGUGAAAGAUUUUGACAAAGUUGAAAUGAUUCUGCAAGCAUUGGAAUACGAAAUGGAACACGGAAAGGUGCUGGAUGAGUUCUUCAUUUCGACAGCAGGCAAAUUCCAAACUGAACUAGGAAGAAGUUGGGCAGCUGAGAUCAUUGCUAGAAGAAAUUCACGGUUGGGCAAUACUCGCGACUGAUUUCUUCAUGUAGUAACAUUCGAUGCCAAGCCUCCUUUUAGAAGUUGGCCGUCACCCAGCCGCACAAGUUCCUUGUUAACCAUUUUCGUCUUCUCACAUAAAAGGAAAACAACGAUCUUCUAUUCCAGAAUCCAGAGAUCCCGGUAAGAUCUGCAUUUGCAGCUGUGCAAUCCGAGCAUGCAUCCAUGGAGGCCCUGGUGGAAGAAAAGGUAUUCUAAUUUCAACUAGAUUAAGCUGUUGCCUGAACACAACACUCGAAAGGGUAGUUUCCGUGAGCCUUCGGCUUCAAGUUAGUUCAGUACUUCUCGUUUUUCAUUUUCCCAAUUAGUUAGUUUCUUUUCCAUGUACUGAAAAUACACUGAUUAGAGAAACUUAUCUGCACAUGUGAUGUUACGUCAUGGUUGCAGUAACUCAACCUUGACAUGGCGUGAUUGGUUUAUGAUACCGUAAUAUUUACAUGA
This is a messenger RNA of Pyrus x bretschneideri (Chinese white pear), 1325 nucleotides long. Its product is annotated as 5'-deoxynucleotidase hdd1. The coding region runs from base 64 to 864 and encodes 266 amino acids. The record is from RefSeq and is a predicted model, not a curated record. NCBI's taxonomy places the organism in Eukaryota, Viridiplantae, Streptophyta, Magnoliopsida, Rosales, Rosaceae. The transcript has 8 exons. Gene Ontology annotation, molecular function: 5'-deoxynucleotidase activity. Gene Ontology annotation, cellular component: cytoplasm.